Molecule: messenger RNA, 2012 nt
Organism: Dioscorea cayenensis subsp. rotundata (Guinea yam)
Lineage: Eukaryota; Viridiplantae; Streptophyta; Magnoliopsida; Dioscoreales; Dioscoreaceae
Product: sodium/proton antiporter 2-like
Biological process (GO): transmembrane transport; sodium ion transport
Cellular component (GO): membrane
Molecular function (GO): antiporter activity
Source: RefSeq, a predicted model, not a curated record
AAAAUCACAAGAGCCCACACAAAAAGCUUCUGAACUCUCUGACCAACGGCUCACAAUUGAACACAGUACUCAGCUCUUUAUCCCUCUUUUCUCUUCUCUUCUCUUCUCUUCUCUUCCGCCAUGGCUCUAGCUUCUUGCUUCCUUGGAGCUCAAACAGUUCAUGGCUCCCUCUCCCUCACCAAUGCCUUCUAUGCUUUCUCUUCUCAGCCAUCUCUUCAUGGCAUCAAUGUAUGGCGCCUUCUCGCACCCUCGCAACCGCUCGGUUACUCGUCGGGUUGGUCCCCGGAGAGGAGGCCAAGCUUCCAUGGAUUGAGCUUUGUUUCAAGGGUGGAGAAGAAGGAUGGAAGCUCCCAACCCUCUUUUUUUAGACGGGAAGAUGGCGGAGGAUUUGAGGAUCUUGAAGAUGGAUCUGGAAUAUGUGAUCCCUUAUGUUCAGUGGAUGACCUGAGCUCACAGGAAUUUGAAGCUAAUUACCAGCCAAAAACUGAUCUUUUAAAAGCGAUUGUUAUUCUUGCAUCAGCUUUUGCUGGUGCAGUUGCAAUAAAUCAUUCCUGGGUAGCAGCUAAUCAGGACAUUGCAAUGGCAUUGGUUUUUUCCAUUGGAUAUGCUGGUAUAAUUUUUGAGGAAUCUUUGGCAUUUAACAAAAGUGGAGUUGCAUUGUUGAUGGCUGUUAGUUUGUGGGUUAUCAGGAGCAUCGGGGCUCCUUCAACUGAUAUAGCUGUUACAGAAUUGACUCGAUCUUCAGCUGAAGUCAGUGAAAUAGUGUUCUUCUUGUUGGGUGCAAUGACAGUAGUGGAAAUUGUUGAUGCACAUCAAGGAUUUAAACUGGUGACUGACAACAUAACUACUCGAAAUCCACGUGUUCUGCUUUGGGUGGUUGGGUUUGUUACUUUCAUCCUGAGCUCAAUACUUGACAACCUUACAACAACAAUUAUUAUGGUCUCCUUACUGCGAAAACUAGUCCCCUCCUCAGAAUACAGAAAGCUUUUAGGUGCUGUUGUUGUAAUAGCAGCAAAUGCUGGUGGUGCAUGGACACCCAUUGGUGAUGUUACCACAACUAUGUUGUGGAUUCAUGGUCAAAUUUCUACUUUGCAAACAAUGAAGGGUUUGUUUAUUCCAUGUGUUCUUUCAUUGGCUGUCCCACUGGCUCUUAUGUCUCUCACCAGCGAAGUUAAUGGAGCAGAUCAGAAAUCUGCCAAUGUCUUGGCAUCAGAUCAAAUGGCUCCACGAGGACAACUGGUUUUUUUUGUUGGUGUGGGGGCUCUAGUCUUUGUUCCAGUUUUUAAAGCCGUUACUGGCCUGCCUCCAUAUAUGGGCAUGUUGCUUGGACUGGGUGUUCUUUGGAUUUUAACAGAUGCUAUUCAUUAUGGCAAUUCUGGAAGGCAAAGUUUGAAAGUUCCACAAGCAUUGUCACGUAUUGAUAGUCAAGGAAUUCUGUUCUUCUUAGGAAUUCUUCUGUCUGUGGGCAGUUUGGAGGCUGCCGGUGUACUCAGGGAACUGGCGAAUUACCUAGAUGCUCAUUUUCCAAAUAUCGAACUGAUUGCAAGUGCUAUCGGAGUGGUUUCCGCAGUCAUAGACAAUGUUCCUUUAGUUGCAGCAACAAUGGGAAUGUAUGAUUUGACUUCUUUCCCACGAGAUUCCGACUUUUGGCAGCUUGUUGCUUUUUGCGCAGGCACCGGAGGUUCCAUGCUUAUCAUUGGCUCCGCAGCUGGUGUCGCAUAUAUGGGAAUGGAAAAGGUGGAUUUCUUUUGGUAUCUUAGGAAGGUUAGCGGUUUUGCUUUGAUCGGUUAUACGACUGGAAUCUUAACAUACUUGGCUGUUCGAAAUCUCCAUUCAUCACUCCUUACUUCUUUGCCACAUAUACCUUUUCUUUCCGGUUAGCGGUACUUAGAAACAUGUUAAAUGGAGGAGAAGAGAUCAAUUUAUAUAUAUAUAUUGUUGUAUGAAAUGCAUAUUGCAUUGUAUAAAUAAAUUUUGUACAGGAUUAAUUAAAUGAAUGAUUCAAGGAUUUA